AUGUCUGUGUCUGUAUUUAGAUGAGCUCGAGUGUUUCAACACAUGUGUACGAGUGUCCCUCCUGGGAAGUGUAUCCUAGGAUACAUUAUUUCUACAGACGAUACACAGAUCUUUUGACGAGAUACAAAAGAGUAACAGGGUUGCUUCCAAAAUGUUUACAUGACGACAGGAUAGUCUCUGAACUUGACAAAAUACGGGAUUAUUUCGACAGCGGUGUUAGGUUGAACGUGAUUGGAAAAGAAGUGGGUUUGAAAGAUUUAGUGUUCUCUAUACCAGACAAAAGUGUUUCAAGUGGAUCUCCCAGGGUUGUAGUCUUCAUAUGUCAUACUGACAUUCGAACCCUUGAUCUCGAAGGACUUGAGGACAUAAACGCUUUGCUUCACACACUGACAGACAACUUUCCAGCCGACUCAAGAAAGGAAAAUGUCAUAUAUAUAUAUCGUGUGGAAUCGAAAAAGGUUUUAGUGACAAAGAGAUUGAAGAUUUCAAGUCAGUCGUUACAGAUAAUGCUAAACGAUUGGCGAUACGGCCUGAAAAUAUCUUGAUUGGACCUGAAAAAAGCUGUCUAAAGACAAAGAUAUCAGACGAACUUGAAAAAAUAAUCAUAGCAGGAUUUCAGAAAAUCAGUGCGUACCUACAGUCCUUUGAUCUGGACGACAAAGAAAGCUCAUCGGAGAAAGAUAACAUUUUAGAGACUGACGUGGUUGUAAACGCGAUCCGUGACUUUUUACGGAAUCCUUAUACAAACAGUGAAAUCAGCUUCAUGAUACAUGAAGAGAAAGACAGUGAAAGAUUUCUAGAGGAAGUCAUUAAACAUUUGUGUCGUGCCAUUAAAAGUGCAGCUGUUAAUCAAUUAGCAAAGAAACACAACCUUCGACCGGGGAUAUGUAAUGCAUUUUUGCAUGAAAUACAAUUCGAGGAGGCUUUAAGUUUAUCGGUGUCGAAAAGCACACGCCAUCACUUACGCAAACUAAAUGAUACCAGCAAACGCUACUCAUUCGACUUCCUGUUAUAUCCGCUUCAAUCGGAUAUGAAAUCGGUUUUCGAAAUGACAGACGGGAAACUUUCGGCUAUGAGACGUCUUUCAAUGACGAUACGGCG
This is a messenger RNA of Mercenaria mercenaria, 1101 nucleotides long. RefSeq lists its product as uncharacterized. The coding region runs from base 21 to 545 and encodes 174 amino acids. The record is from RefSeq and is a predicted model, not a curated record. The transcript is spliced from 3 exons. NCBI's taxonomy places the organism in Eukaryota, Metazoa, Mollusca, Bivalvia, Venerida, Veneridae.